UCCCUCGGUGCUAAGUGAUUUGCAAUCUAGACAUUUUGCUGCACAUCUCGAUUUUCCAUAAGACUUUUAAUUAUUUUAUGUGUAAAUAUUUCAAGAAAUUGUAACUAUGGCCGCUCAAAGCAGUGGCGUUGAAUGGGCAAGUAUCGUCAGACCAAUAUUAGCUGCAUCUUUUGGAUCCUUCAACAAAAAUGACAUCGGAGAACUUGCCAAAGCCAUCAUCAAAAGCGAAGCAGAGCUACUCAAUCAUGAAGAAGUAUACGAGAUGUUCUAUACAUCCUUUGUUACAUUGGCCGUGGAUUACAUAAGUGCCAACGCAAGCUCAGUUGGCAGAGGACAAAUUGGGACUGUUUGCUCAGCAUGUCGUAUUUUAAUGGAGUAUUUAUUGUCACGCUUGGAAGCCUUGAAAACUUCAAAUACCGUUUCACUGUUUGGGAAACAGCUGCUGCUUCCUCUUUAUGCACUAUGUACUGCCAAUUCAGUUUUCGAACGCUCCGAUCAAAUAGCAUUGGCAGCCAUGAUGAAAAAUGCAAAGUUGCCACCCCAUAUCAAAACAUCUAUUCCAGGUGACAAAGAUGUCCCAGCAAAAGAUGCAGCCAAAAGACCUCGUCUUGAUCUAUCAACUGCCAUCAUCGAACAGUUAACCACACCAAUGCAUGGAAUGCUCCGCUCAAAGCCCACGAAUGAAGUCAAAGACACGCCUGAAUCUGUCGCAGAAAAUGAAUUAAGCAAGGCACUUUUUAUCGAAAUAAACACGGCAAAUUUACAAGCUCUAAAAGCAGGCGAUGUUCUUCUGGACAUGUGUUUGAAUUUACCUUACCUGACUCGUCACGUACAUAAAUAUUUGGAAGCUGUCGUUGAGAAAAAAGGAAUUAGCCUUCCAUCAACCCACUCAGAAGCCACUUUUAUCAGAGUCAAUUCUGCCUCUCUUUUAGUAGACAUCGCAAUAGUUUGGAGUGUGGUAUCCUUACCUGUUCUCGAACCUCUCACUCCAGCUAAACUAGACAAACUAUGCACUCUCACUAUGGCGUGUUUGCACGCUGCACUGGCCACAGCUACAGCAACGUCCAUUCUUGGUUUAUCCUCUGCUGUGUCGCCAAAAACAACGUCCACAGCCUCAAGUGGGCUCCAGCCAUCAUUACCAGCCAAUACUGUACCUUCAAUUGUUGCAGGAGCAGCCAGUGCUAAACAUGAUGAUGAAUCCAACAUCGAGUCCGUGGCUACGUCAAUUGUAGAAAAAUCACUUGAAAUAUUUACUUUUGUCUCUGAUGCAAUCAAAUCCUCGUCUCGUGCAGGAGGUCAUAUUCAUCAAAAUCAUUUACUGAUUGGUGCAUGGCUCCUGACGGCAGGACUCCAUGCCCAGCUUUCUGCUACCAGUUUGAAUCCUCAGGAAAAAAGUUCCAAAGAAGAGAAAGGCAAGUCUCCAAGCAAAGCUCGAGAAUCCUCAGGGCGCAUCAAUUUAAUGAAAGUUCAACAAGGUUUCGGUGUUUUGUCAGUUGCCCUCGCAACUCGUGCUUUACAUCUGAUAGGCAAUCUACUGCAUGACGCCCGAUGUGAAACAGACUUCGAAGUUGUUCCAGCAGAACUCAGCAUCACUGCACAAUGCACAGCAUUGCAGCGAGCAGCACGGCUCAUGUCUGCUGUCCCUCUCAAUGAAUUUCUGUACUACCUCGCAACUGUGUCUUACAGAAAGGCAUGCACUUUAAAACGCAUACAAAAACAUGCCCCAGCAGGUGACACUUUCAGCACCUCUGAGUCGACCACAUAUUAUGAGGAUGACAUUAUGAGCUGCUCAGAUGAAAGUUCUCCUGAAGAUGAUGAUAGUGAACCAAUCCUAGGCCUUUGGUUUGAAAAAACUAUUUCAGUUCCUGAUGGAGGAACCUCGCCUAGUAGCAGUGCAGAAGCCUCUAACAAUAUGCAGGACUCGAGUGGUAAAACGAAUCAAAAUUCUGAUCAAGCCUCCAGCUCCAUUGUACCCGAGAAAGGAGAACCCAAUGGAUACAUAGUUUUAGCUGCUCAAGUGUUUCAACUAUUAAAUAGGAUUUUCAUCAGCAGUGAGUGUCCUUAUGUAGUACGAUAUAUCCAAGCAGGGUUAAAUGAACAACAAAUGCUGAUACUUGCUGCCAUCAUUCGUGAUUUAGACCGUGAGACUGCCAGAACAGAGACUGGAACCAUUUCUGUCUAUUUUGGUGCCACCCUUGGAUCACUUUACAAUGAUUUCUCCUGUGCCCUAACGUACUAUACGCACAAUCUGCUUGCGAGGAACAUUUUAAAUGAAUCACUUCAAGGAACGCUAUUGCACCACUUGGGUGUAAGUCCUGUUCCAGUCCCACCUGACAAUACUGCCUGGCCUCUUCAAGUUUAUCCUCGAACCUUAGCUGUUCUUGCUCAAGUCCUCCUUCUAAAACCGCAAGCAGAGAAAGAAGCUGCAUACAUAAAUAUCUGGCAUCGCCUCAUCAACACUUUGGUGGACAACAUUUGUAAUCCCCCACAAGUAAUUGAUUCAGAAAAUGAAGACAUCAACAUUGAGCAUGCCCAGCUACUCCUAUUCCUGUUUCACUCGUUGAAUCUAAUGCAAAAAAAAUCGCUCCUACUUGUAACGGCCAGCGGAAUAAUAAAGGUCGCAGACAGUAGCAUUCGCAGUCCGAUGAAAGAAAGUCAGCUUUUACAUUUAUCUCGUCUCCUUCUCUUUUUGGAUUAUCUAGUCAAGCACCUCUACGAUGCACCAGCAUCACUUUUAGAGCAAGUGCAGCAACACCUGCUGAGCACUGCCACCACUGGUGCUGAAAAUGCAACCAGCGACUCAUCCCAAUCGGCGACAAGCAAUAUCUGUGGACCGUGGGCCAAAAUCGAAGAGAACUAUCGCAAGUAUGGUUCGCCGAGUGAAUUUUCAAUGAAACCGCGCUUUUAUAGUUUGACGAGCAUUGAAAUCAGUAAUCAGGAGCAACCAAAACUUGAUGGGUUGGCUUGCAACUUCAUUCUAGGCUCUGCUGAUAAGGUCAAGUACCCAUUGCUGAUCGAUGCGCUUAUUGAAAUUCUAGGUGUACUGGACCAGUGCACCCCAUGUAUUAGACUGAAUGAAAAAAUGAGCUUCAUGUCACUUUGUGCAAUUCAGUAUUGUUUCUCAAUUUGCUGGCGCUUGCUAUUACAUUUACCACCUUCAACACCUUAUCUAGAGAAAUUAAGCCAAGAUGAUGCGCCCGAAGCCUCGCUUAAACUGCUUCAUGCACUUGUCUGGGGCCCACGUGCAGCGCAUAAAACUUUCAUUGGAUGGAUGAAAGACUCCCUGGUCAAACAGGGCAUGUACACUGCUUACGCAGAAAAUGUUCUGAAGACAGUUGCAGAGAAAGUUGACAACCUAAAACAUGAUGUUAAACUCGCGAAGGCAUGCAUAUCUUCUCUAAUGCCACAAAUUGAGACUAACAAGUGGAUUGUCCCGAGGCAAAACUUACCAAAGUUGUCUGAAAUUUAUUUGUUUGAAGCUGUCAUUAGUCGUUUGAUAGUAUUAAUGGAUGAAAACUCUCUAAAAUCUUCCAGUAGCGAAAAUAUUGAUGUGAAUAAACCGAUGCAAAUCGUUGAAGUGUCCGGGUCUCAAGUCACAGAAGCUGCAACAGAGCUGAUGCCUUAUGUCUUGAGACUACUUGAAGUGAUCGUAGCAUGUUGCCACUCAAGUCUUUUGUAUGAAAUGGUAGAAAUGCAAGAAAAUAGCGAGGGUGGCUCUACUUUCUCUCAAAGUGACAAGAUUGCCAUUCGACAUGCUCUAGCCAUUGGCUCGUCUCGCAAUGCGAAGAUAUCAACUUUUGCCGGUGCUUUGACUCCACUCUUACCCCUGUCCGUCCGCACUGUGUUGGACAAAUGGAACGCGGUGAAUUGCUUCGAGGUGUGGUGGAAUUACUUUGUGUCAGACAUCAUACCAGCUGAAAGUUAUGUUUUGGCUGUGACAAACUUCAAUGUUUCAAACUUGUCUCGGUCACAGGGUCUAACUUUGCUGCCAUCGUUCCGACACCUCCUGUUCUCUCUUGUCUCUUUUAUCUCAACACAUAUCACAGAACUUGAAGAUGGAGAGCUGAAACGGGAGGCUAGACGAGUUUUGACUCCUCUUACGCUUGAUGCUUGCACCGAAUAUUUGUUCGACAAAGUUACUCGUCCCUUGGAAAAAAUCUCAACGGAAGCAGAAAUCGAGUUUGAAACCAACUACAAAGCACUCGAGCACAUUUACACGUUAGCAACCUGCUACACUAACACUACAGCACCAUGCUCUGGCAUGAUUCAUGAAAAGGUUGUCUCGUAUUCUCUUCAGUGGAUUGAAUCUCUAAUUGAAAAACCAACUGGUCGUGCAGCCCUUGAUAAAUUCUUUGAUGGCUCUCCUGAAAGAGAUCUCCUCACAUUAUUGUUGAGUGUAGCCACCCCUAAAGCACAGGAAUCUAUGAUGUAUUGUGUCCGAGUGCUCCAAAUUUUUAAUCGAUUGUUCUCUACCGCUGAAAAGCAGCCAAAUGAACCUGUUCUAGAGAAAUUAUGUUCCUCCGUCCUACGGCUUGCUUCAAUCACUCCAGACACCCUAGAAAACUGGCUGCGUCAUGUAAUUGUUGGUAAUAUAAAAGAAAAGCCUGCCUCGGGCCCCGUGACAACCCCUGUGCCAGACCCUAUCCCUAUGCCAGUUAUUGCAUCGGCUUCAUCUGAGUCAGGACAAGUUGCUUCUAGCUCAAAAACUCCAAUUGAGUCAGCAAAUGAGGAAGAAAAACUUGCCUCUCAACGAAAAGUGUUGAUUCAAGAAAAUCAACAAAUUUUACAGUACAUCACAGCCUACAUAGUGAAAGGUGGUGGAAACACUGAUCCUAAUUUCAAAGAAGAAGUUGCCUUAACAUUGCUCGAAGCCCUCAUACCCAUGGGGUCCCGACUGAUACCUAAUGAUAAUGGAUUCCCUGCUCUAAUGACGGUGAUGGCAACUUUAGCAGAUGCUGGAUCAGGCCGUGGGCAUGUCAAACUUUUCACUGCUGCAACAGGUUGGUUAGAACAAUGCAAAGAACUGCUAUGCCAAAGUGAAAAUCUAAACAAGUUGUCGGAAAGUUUCUCCUGUGGGAGUGUGUUGGAAUCACUCUGUUACAUUUUGAAUUAUGCUAGUGAUAUCAUUCAAGCCUUGUGCGGAUCACAAUCAGCAGGAAGAGCAACAUCACCACCUUGGGAUGGUGACCCCCUGCCCCUGCAAUUAGACCAUGACCAAGACUGGAUCGAUGAUUUUGCAAACAAUGAAGAAGACGAUGAAAGUGAAGGCGAUGAAUCAGAUGAAGACAGCCUUUGCAACAAGCUUUGCACUUUUACCAUAACGCAAAAAGACUUCAUGAAUCAACACUGGUAUCACUGUCAUACUUGUAAAAUGGUUGAAGGUGUCGGUGUUUGCACUGUGUGUGCCAGAGUAUGCCACAGAGGUCACGAUGUGACUUACGCCAAGUAUGGGAACUUCUUUUGUGACUGUGGUGCGAGAGGCGUGGAGAACUGCCAGGCGCUUGUCAAACGUCAUCCAGCAGUUAGUGCUGAAACUUCAGGACAGCCAACUGCUAGCAAUGCUGCUGCCAGCAGUUCUGCCAACUACGGCACUGAGCAGAUGUUGACAAGCUCUUUAAGGAGACGUCCUUCUUCACCAUCCAACCUUGAGAAAUUCAAUGAACAUCGAAGUUUGCCGCAAGACAAAACCCAAAGGAGUAAUUUGGCCAAACAGUUGGAAAACUUUAAAGAACAGCUUGUAUCAAUGAUGUGGGCUCAACCAGUAAUAGUAACGCCACUUUUAGAGCUGAUAAAGAAUUUGAUUCCAAUUGUUGAAGCAGCUUGCGAGCGCCAUUCUCCCGUAGGUUGUCACCGCAGAGCUCAAAAUGCCCUCAAAGAAUUACAUUCUGCCGAUAAGAAGUUUGAGUACACUGAUCAGCUAAUGGUCCCAACUUUAGGCUCUCAAGAGGGAGCGUUUGAAAAUGUCAGGAUGAAUUAUGCUGGAGAACAAGGUCAAAUCAUUCGACAACUGAUCACUGCUCAUAUGAUACGCCGUGUAGCUAUGUGUUGUUUGUCAUCACCACAUGGCAAGAGACAGCAUCUAGUUGCUGUUUCACAUGAAAAAGGGAAGAUCACUGUUCUUCAACUGAAUGCGCUCUUGAAGCAAGCAGAUUCCUCAAAACGCAAACUGACUCUUACUCGCCUUGCCUCAGCACCAAUACCUUUCACAAUUUUGUCCGUAACUGGUAAUCAGUGGAACGAAGACUUCCUUGCUGUCUGUGGUCUAAAAGACUGUCAUGUAUUGACUUUUAAUCCAAGUGGCUCCGUUGGCUCCCACAUAGUUUUGCAUCCUCAACUUGAGACUGGCAAUUUCAUCAUCCGUGCCAUCUGGCUCCCUGGCUCACAGACAAAUUUAGCCCUUGUAACAGCUGAUUUUGUCAAAAUUUAUGAUCUCGGAAAAGAUGUUUUUAGUCCACAGUACAACUUCCUUGUACCAAUGGGUAAAAUUCGAGACGUCACGUUUUAUUGCUCUGAAGAGCAAAAAUCUGUGAUGCUUUUAAUGUCUUCUGCUGGUUAUAUCUAUACACAAGAUAUGAAUGAAGAGAGUUCAGCUAAACAUGGCCCAUUCUAUGUUACCAACACGUUAGAAAUCUAUCACCCCGAUAUCAAAGAUGUUAAUGGUCAAGUUUGCGGUGGAGGAGUCUCAGUGUACUACUCCCACUCGCUCAAACUGUUGUUCUUCAGUUACACUCAAGGCAAAAGUUUUAUUGCCCCUGUCCUAAAUUUAGACAACGGCCUGUCACCUGUUUUCCUGAUAAACAUGGCUCCAUCCUCUAAAUCGUCUAAUUCCUCUAAUAAGUCAAGCAAUGCGAAUGCAUCCCCUCAGCCACUAUGUCAGUGGAUGGAAGUACCGAAUCAUCCGGGCUUAGUUUGCAGUGUGAUGCAGAUAAGCAACAAUCCUGUCGUAAUGAUGAUCAAACCCAACUCAAUUCUCAUUCAAGAAAUCAAAGUGGUUCCGGCCAAAGCAAAAAUCAUGGAUGUUGUAGCCAUCAGGCACUCAUCAUCGAACUCGGACCAUAAAACAACUUUAAUUUUGCUCUGUGAAGAUGGCAGUCUUCGUAUUUAUAUGGCCUCAAUGGAACAAACUGGAUUCUGGCUUUCUCCAAAUAUUCUUGCAUCUAAUCCAUCCGUGUCUGUCAAACACUCAAGAAAGAAAAAGGCGCCAAAACCAGGCAAACCAUCUAGUGGUGCCAUCACAUUCCCGGUUGAUUUCUUUGAGCACAGUUCUGUGAUGAAUGAUGUAGAAUUUGGUGGCAAUGACCUGCUUCAAGUUUACAGCCCCAAUCAAAUCAAACACAGACUUAACACAACAGGUAUGUAUGUUGUUUCGUCUAAACUUGCAGGAUUCAAUGUGGAAGUGACGAACAACGAUGCUAAUUAUGUCAUGACAGGUGCUCGAAUAUUUUUAGGUAAUCAGGACACUCAUCGUGUUCCAUCCUAUAUCGCUAUUUUUGGACGCUGCAUCCAAACUAAUGUCACCCGGGCUCGCUGGUUUGACUUUCCAUUCACUCGAGAAGAAAGCUUGAGAGCAGACAAAAAAAUAACCAUCUCCUUUGGUCAGUCGCAAGAUCCGGACGGUAUUACAAUGGUGGAUUCCAUCAAGAUCCAUGGCAAAACUAAAGAUACAUUUGGUUGGCCGGAGGAAUCCGACGACGUUCCAGCCGGAGCUGGAGCCUCAACUCAACAGACAUCAGGGUCUACCCAAGACUCAGAAGGACAGUCCAUGAAUGCCUCGCAAAUCUCCAUGCUUGAAAAAAUGGUCUCUAGCUGUCUAGAAGUUCUGGAUAAUAGUAUUUCUCUCAUGAACUUCAAUAUUGUCGGAGUUCCAGAUUUGACUAAGUCUGCUAAUCAACGUUUUGAAGCCAUUAAACUAGCCACAAAGCUUCUCACUCUCCCAACUCCCGUCUGUAUUCAGCUUCACACGAAGUCCCUUCUAUCUGCUUUGCACUCAUCGAGGCAAGGUUAUCACAACUACAAAGAUCAAGCCCUGUUGACUCAUGUGUUAAACUCCCUUACAGUCUUCAGGAACAUUCCAGAGGCAGCAGACCUAGAUGCUGAAUCAUUUUACAGACUUGUUCUAACAGCCCGCAGUAUUGCCGUAACUCGUCCACAGAACUUAUCCAAGUUCGUUCCUCAUGAGCUGCCGUCCGAUCUCCCACAAAUAACUGCAGAGAAUACUGAUAAACCUCGGCUAGAUCACCCAAGCGCAGCUCGUCAACUAGUCACGCUGAUUCUCGACGUAUUUUGGCGUUUGCACAAAGCAAGGCCCAUAAACCCAGCUUUAGCCUCAGUAUGCUUACCUGGUCUCACGCAUGUUGAAACAACUGUCUAUGCCAUAGUUGAAAUCAUCCAUGCUUUCACCCUCAAUGACCACAGCGAUGCAACAAUAUCAAUGGCAACAAAAUACUACAUGGACUUGCUGCUUUGCGAGGAUACUACUAUCAGUUUUAGUGCCAAGCAAGCAAUAAUUCGUGUCUUGAGACCAAGAAUCAGGCGUCGAAGGGUUUACAUUCCGUCUCCGCCUCACUGCUCAACACCAGACAUGGAGAAACCCACUCCAAUAUCACAGCCGUCACACUCACAAGACUCUCCUGAAGCCGAGGCUGUUCAGUAUGAGGUUGAUACUGUUGAGCCCAUGGUCCUCGUGGCAGCUGAUGCCGCGGCUGGUGCCAGUGGUGGAGCAGAUAAUGUAGAAGCACUGCUCAGAGGUGCUGGCUAUUCACCUUAUAUGAUGCCACCAGAUUCGGAUGAUGAAACGAUGGUAGAACUCGCAAUUGCUCUGAGCCUUCAUGAUCAUGAAAACGGAGGCGAUCUACAAAAUAUCCAACAAAAUUUGCAAGGGCUACAAGGACUACAAGGCUUAGCUAAUUUCCAAGGGCUGCAAAACAUCGGAGGUCCCACUUUACAGAGUUUGCAGGUUUUAGCAUCGCAAGGCCUUGUUCAAGUUCCUGUUGUCAACCAGCCACAGAAUCAGGAGGUUGGGCAUUACAGUGAUACAACUGCCUCUGGAGCAGGAUCUGAUGAUGAAGGUAGCACAGCUGCAACGGAUGGCAGCACUCUGCGAACAUCUCCAGCAGAACAGGGAGGAAGUGAGAGUGGUGGUAGCGGCGCAGAUAGUAUCACAGGAGAGCACAAUGUCUCUGGUCGCAGUUCAGCCUACGGGGAUAACAUUCCAGAACCUAUUGCGUCCGGAAGGAGUGAGACUAGCUCGCUGGGUGCGUCUGCUGGUUUCCAAGUUCAAGACUCUGUCAGCGUUGAAACAGACAUUGAUGCCGAAGGCGGGAACAAGCUACAUGGCUUGCGCUUACUUGUUCUUGAGAAGCUGAUUUCCUAUGUUCCAAGUUUAAAAGAAGUCGGUGGUGUGCGGUCAAUCCCUUGUCUCCAAGUUGUUUUAAUGUUGGCGUCAGAUCUGGAAGUCGAAGAAGACAAAGACCGGCACUGCUUAAACACGUUACUAAAUGCUAUUGUCAGUGAACUGCAAAUGAAACAACCCAAUGUCGACGAAUUGGUAGAACGCAACAAGAAACAUGAAGUUCACCUUGUUUUAAUGAGACUUGUCAGUGUUUUAAUGUCCCGGUCAAAAUCAUCCACAAAAACAGGUACUGAGAAUUCAAGUCAGAUUCCAAGUAUUACUGCAAACGCUCUACUUCAAGCUGGAGUAAUCGACUAUUGUCUCGCGCUGAUUAAAAAGUUGUUGAAUUACAGUAAAGUCAAUACUGCCGAAGAUGCUGCAAAUCAGUCUGGGGAAGUCCUCUUGAAACCGCAUUCAGUUGUUUCACCUCCAGACAUGUCACCAUUUUUCCCCCAGCAGUACUUGAAAAAUCACUCUAAUGAUGUCUUUGACGCAUACCCACAUCUGUUGACAGAAAUGUCAUUGCGACUGCCGUACCAAGUCCAAAAGCACACUAGCACAAACAUCAUGUUUGAACAAGCAUGGUAUUAUGACUUGUGUGAAUACAUGAUGAACCAACAAUUACCGGUUGUCCGACGGCAAGUUAGAAAACUUUUAUUAUUUAUUUGUGGUAACAAAGACAAGUAUAAGCAGCUGCGAGAUCUGCAUUCCUUAGAGUCCCAUAUUUCGACAAUAUUCAAGGCUGUGCGAACUUCAACAGAUGUAUCCUUGAGUGGAGAAAUGUCGAAAGUGCAUGCUGUGUCUUUAUCUUAUGAUGCAUUGGUGGAACUUGUCGAGCAUUUAAAAACAUGCGUGGAAGUUGCAACAAACCGCACAGUCAACUGGCAGAAGUUCUGCUUGAAAGAAGAGACCGUCUUGCCAUACCUAAUGGAAAUCAGCUGUUUAUUGGAAGAAGGUGUCUCACAGCCCAUCCUCCAACUCCUCCAGUGCGCCAUCUGCACCAAGCAGCCACAAUCGCAGCAACAGUCAACGUCUACUGACCAGCCAGCACCCAGUUCUUCAACAAACCAAGAAGGGAAAUCAUCUAAAACAGCACCCUCAUCUUCUCAGCCUGCCGAACGAUCUGCUGAUAAAGAUGAGAAACAGGAAUUAGAAGAGAUGCAGGCAGUUGAAUUGACCGAGCAAUUGAAUAAAAUGAUUCCAAGAGAUCUAUUGGCUCAUUUCAUCCGCACGUUCCUACUGGAUACUAAUUCCUCCAGUAUGCGCUGGCAAGCUCAUGCUUUAAUACUGGCCAUGUAUCAAAAUUCAGCAGUCUCUGAACAAAAAUCAUUGCUGGAUCUGCUUUGGACUUUGUGGCCACAGUUACCUGCUUAUGGUCGGAAAACUGCUCAGUUUGUUGACCUUCUUGGCUACUUCAGCAUCAAGUCAUCAAUAGCAGAAACAAAAAUGAAUGAUUACAUGGAACAGGCCGUUCAGGUGCUACAGUCACAAAAUCAAGCACUUGCACACCAUCCAAACGCAAGCUUGUACUCCCAGUUAGCGCAGUUUGUUGAACUAGAUGGUUUCUACUUGGAGAGUGAGCCAUGUUUAGUUUGCAAUAACCCAGAAGUUCCGUUCAGCAGCAUUAAACUCUCCUCCAUCAAAGUAGACUCCAAAUUUACCACCACAACACAAAUUGUGAAACUUGUUGGAAGUCAUACUAUCAGCAAAAUCGUUUUGCGCAUUGGGGAUAUCAAAAGAACCAAAAUGGUACAAACUAUCAACAUCUACUACAAUAACCGCAGUGUCCAAGCGGUCAUUGAACUUAAAAACAAACCUGCCAUGUGGCAUAAAGCAAAGAAAGUCAGCCUCACCUCAGGUCAAACGGAAGUCAUCAUUGAGUUCCCUCUUCCAAUUGUUGCGUGCAAUUUGAUGAUAGAGUACGCAGAUUUCUAUGAAAAUCUCCAUGCUUCCUCUGAAACUCUUCAAUGUCCCAGAUGUAGUGCUUCUGUUCCUGCUAACCCUGGCGUUUGUAACAACUGCGGCGAAAAUGUCUUCCAGUGUCACAAAUGCAGAGCCAUUAACUAUGAUGAGAAGGAUCCCUUCUUAUGCCAUGCUUGUGGGUUCUGCAAGUACGCAAAAUUCGACUAUCUACUAACCGCCCGCCCAUGCUGUGCUGUUGAUGCAAUUGAAAAUGAUGAAGAUCGAAAGAAAACGGUUUCUGCCAUCAAUUCACACCUGGAAAAAGCUGAUCGAGUUUACAAACAACUUGUAGGGAACAAACCGAACCUAGAAAUGCUUCUCCUCAAAAUCAGCGAGCACCGAUUGGAGAAAGGCAAAGAUGAUUCAAGUUCUGCAGGGACUGCAACUUCCUCAUCAUCUGCAAGCAAUUCAACCAGCACUAGUAGUGUUAAUAACCAAGUAAACCGUGCAAUACAGCUCCUAGCUCAUCGCUACUGUGGUGAUUGCAAAAAUCAUUUCGAAGAACUCAGUAGGAUCAUCCAGAAAGUGUUGGCUUGCCGUCGAGAGUUAGUUGCGUACGACCGCAAACAGUUAGGAACAGCUGCCACUCCCAGUGGUGGAUCCCAGCCAAGCAAACCAGUGAGCACAGUUGGCAUACCCUCCAGUAUGCACAAAUUUACCUCACCUCCAACUAAUGUUGCACAUGCGGGCCGAUGCUACGGCUGCGCCUCAGCGGCAACUGAGCACUGUCUUACUCUUCUGAGAGCCCUGUCCACUAAUGCAGUAUCCAGAUCAUAUCUGUGUCAACAGGGACUGGUUCAAGAAUUACUGGAAAAUAACUUGAGACGCGGGACAACACAGAUUCAAGAAGAGGUGCGCCAACUGUUGCGUCUCCUCAUCCGUGACAACCCUGCUGCAACUGAGGGUUUGUGCUCUUUGAUAAUGGACCGAAUUUCUUUGUCAUUGCGUGGUCAUGUCACUCACUCUGAAUUAGCUUUUGCUGUUCGACCAGAAAUUUCUCUUCUUGGAUGUCUCGUUCAGAAAGAAGAUUCAUGUUGGGAGCAAAAAUUGAAGUGUGUAAUGCAGCUUUUCCUCAUGGCGUCCAAAGAUUCAAAAUCACCGGCAGUAAUGGAAUCUAUCACUCUGCCAUGUCUGAAGAUAUUGCAAGGUCUCAUCAAACCGGAGAACAAAAAGAACAAGGAGAAAUCUCUGGAAUCUCUGGCUACAAUAAAACCCGCCGAGAAUAUUCGUAUUGAUCUGAGGAAGUGGUUGGCUGGAGAUCCAAAGCAUACUUUUGAAACUUGGCGUCAACGCAUGCCUGCAAACAUUCCAGAGUCACCCACCGACAAAACUCCUUCCAAAGAUGAGAUUCGCAGUCAGUUCUUGGCAGAAAAGUAUGCCAGGAAAUGGAGAGAGCGCACCAUGCAAGGACUGCUUCAACCAAUGCAACUUACAAAUGUCGUAUGGCUGAAACAAGUCCUGUUCAAUCCCAGCUCUCGUCUAGCCCGGCAAGUUGCUUGCAGCAUGCUAGAGAGCCUGUGUCAAUCGCCUCUCAGAAAGAAGGAAAUUUUAGACUUAAUGACUGGCUUCUUAAGUGAACUCGGCUCAGCUGGAGAAAGUGCAGCUGAAUUUUUGGCUCUUUACCAAACUUUAAUUCAACCAAAACCAUGGAAGCAGUAUCUUGCACUAAGAGGAUUACUUCCGCAUCUUGCCUCCCUUCUCACAGCGGAGAUCCAAGAAUUGCAUCACUUGGAAGAAACUACCCUGACAUCGGACUUAGCUCAAGGCUAUGCGUUAAAAAUGCUGACUGAAUUAUUGGCAUCGUUCUUGGAACAAGAGAACAUCAAACAGCAGUAUAAAGGAAGACUUGUUGGAGCUGUACUGAGCGGUUAUUUGGCUCUACGCCGCCUCGUUGUUCAACGUACUCGACUGAUUGAUGACACUCAGGAUAAACUCCUCGAACUCCUAGAAGAAAUGACUUCGGGCACGGAGGCAGAAACAAAAGCCUUCAUGGCCAUUUGUAUCGAAACUGUGAAAAAAUGUAGCAUGCAGGACGUUCGCACUCCUGUUUUCGUGUUUGAACGUUUGUGCUCCAUAAUCUAUCCUGAGGAAAACGAUGUCGGUGAAUUUUAUCUAACCUUGGAGAAAGAUCCCCAGCAAGAAGAUUUCCUACAGGGUCGAAUGCUUGGUAAUCCUUACAGUAGCAAUGAACCAGGACUCGGCCCUCUUAUGCGAGAUGUAAAGAAUAAAAUCUGUCAGGACUGCGAGCUUGUAGCUCUUCUUGAAGAUGAUAAUGGAAUGGAACUCCUCGUCAAUAAUAAAAUCAUUAGUUUGGAUCUCCCUGUUAGUGAGGUGUUCAAGAAAGUAUGGGUCGCUGAAGGUGGAGAAGGCGAUGCAAUGCGGGUCGUAUACAGGAUGCGUGGAUUAUUGGGUGAUGCCACUGAAGAGUUCAUUGAAACUUUAUCGAACAAAAGUGAAGCAACUGUCGACAAUGAAGAAGUGUACCGGAUGGCCAAUGUCAUGGCUGACUGUGGUGGUCUCCAAGUUAUGUUGGAUAGGUUAGCAAGCAUUCAAGAUAUGUCAAGAUCACGACCACUGCUCCAGGUAUUAUUGAAACUUCUCAGACUUUGUGUGAAAGUUCAACGCAAUCAAGAAGUAUUGAUACAACCUGAUCUCUGUGCAAUCACUACUCUCCUUCAUGUGUUACAAUUGUGUCUCCAUCAACCUGCAGAUACUGACAAGUCUCAGAGCUCCAUUACUGAACAGUUACUUGAUAUCAUGGAAACGAUCCUGUCAAAAGCUGCUUCCCAACCCCCUGAAGAAUUCACUCGGUUGUCACAGACUUUUGGCGGUCCUGAGCAUAUUCGCUCUUUACUUGACUGUACGUCCAAUGUUCGUCCAUCAGUGCUUCACCAUCUGACAAAAGUUCUGGCUGCUCUCACAUAUGCGAAUACCGAAAAAAUGUCUGUUCUCAUGCAAUAUUUCAAAACAACGUUUAAUUUCUACAGUUUUGAUCAAGAACGCACUCCAGAAGAUGAACAAAAGUUGGAACUGUUCUGCCUACUGGUUUCUGGCAUAGAUUGUAACGAAUUAGGUAACACGCUGAAAGAUCAUAUCGUGUCUUUGGGAAUUGUAGAUAGUGCUUUAGAGUACGUAUCAUCAAAUGCUCCAGCCAUCAAACCUACGCUCUCUCGGGCAGAUAGUGAUGAUUGGAAAACUUACAUUUCAAAACCAUCACUCAAGUAUAUUCUCAGACUUCUCGCUGGUUUAGCGACCCAGCACAAACCCACACAGAUGGCAGUGUCAGCAGACUGCAUUCCAAUCAUCCAUCAUCUUGAGCAACUGUCCUCAGACGAACAUGUUGGUUCUUUGGCAGAAAACCUCAUGGAGGCUCUGAAAACAAACGCUGCGGUAGCUACUAGAAUCGAAAAAGUGCGUCAACAAACAAGAGCAGAAAAGAAACGUUUGGCCAUGGCAAUGAGAGAAAAACAACUGGGAGCUUUAGGGAUGCGGACCAAUGAUAAAGGACAGGUGACGGCUGAGACUUCUAUCUUGCAACAAAUGGAAGACUUAGGAGAAGAGACUGGUUUAGUCUGUGUUAUUUGCCGAGAAGGCUAUCGAUUCCAACCAACGAAAGUCCUCGGAAUCUAUACGUUUACCAAAAGGUGCAAUGUCGAUGAAUACGAGUCAAAGACCCGGAAAACUGUCGGCUACUCAACAGUCACUCAUUUCAACGUAGUCCAUAUAGAUUGUCAUAUGUCAGCUGUGAGGUUGGCUCGAGCGAGAGAUGAGUGGGAGUCGGCUGCUCUUCAAAAUGCAAACACCAAAUGCAACGGGUUGCUUCCCUUGUGGGGGCCUCAAGUACCUGAGUCAGCAUUCGCUAGUUGCCUAGCAAGACACAAUACCUACCUCCAAGAAUGCACUGGUAGUCGAGAUAUUAGUUACUUAUCUACAAUCCAUGAUCUUAAACUGCUAUUGCUGAGGUUUGCUCAAGAAAAAAGUUUUCAUGAUGACACCGGCGGAGGAGGUCCUCAGUCAAAUAUGCACAUCAUACCCUACCUGCUACAUAUGGCAUUAUAUGUGAUAAAUACAACAAGAUGUGGUGUUUUAGAAGAAAAGAACUUAACAGCUUACCUAGAAACGUCAUCAUCAGAGAGGUGGCAAGAAUCUUGUUACGAAGCAGAAGGACCUCUCUAUUGGGCAGUAUUCUCACUGCUUCUUCAUUCACCUGCUAGGUGGGCAAAAACGAGAUUGUCUCAUCUACGGAGGAUCAUAGUUCUAGCUCAUAUGAGGCAUCUGUUCCCAUCAGGACCUCAUAAACUUCCUAAUGCUGAACCCAAAGAAUAUAAAGUCUACAAACGCUACCUUGUCUUCUUUGGUCUCAUCGACAACAUUUAUAAAUUCUAUUUUCCGAAAAUUGUCACAUCAGAUGAUCAGUGGCCCUCUACACUUGCUGAUUACAUUCGACACAAUGAUGAGGCGUUACUAAAAGCCUCCGAGAAACUCAUGGCCUCCUACACUGAGGAGCUUUUACCUUGCACCAGCUUCCAAGAAUUUUGUGAUGUUGCUGAUUUGUUGAAUGAAAUUUCAAACCCAUCAUUCUAUAUCCAUGAUGUUCUCAUGGGAAUGUGAGAUGUGAAAACUGUGCUGUGUUAGUGUAGAAAAUUACGGCUUCCCUGUGAAUACAAUAUCUCUCUCCGCUGAAGUUUUGUGUGGCUUUCUGAAGCUUUCUAAACUAUAAGAUUGUUUUUAAGAUGAUUAUUUUGUUAUUGUCCUAGUAAUCAGUUAAUGUUUAGCUGUCAAAUUAUUUCUUGAAUAAAUGCAUCAGUCCUUAUUUGA
This is a messenger RNA of Bemisia tabaci, 16171 nucleotides long. It is a transcript of the gene poe, whose product is annotated as E3 ubiquitin-protein ligase-like protein poe. Lineage: Eukaryota; Metazoa; Arthropoda; Insecta; Hemiptera; Aleyrodidae. The record is from RefSeq and is a predicted model, not a curated record. Gene Ontology annotation, molecular function: protein binding; zinc ion binding.